AUGGAGGUCAUGGAAGUCACGGAAUCCGCGAUUUCCAGAGAUCUCCGUGACAUUCUCUGCUUCAGCCCCAGGGGCUGCGGGACUCUGGUGCUGGCAGCCAGCGAGGCCCUGGCAGGGUUCCAGCGACAGGCAACAGCAGCGACAAGCGACGGUGGGGGGCACCUGCAAAGUUCCAGCGAUAGGUGUGUGGAAGUCUUUUACAUUUACUUUCAUGCGGGGAGAUUUGAAGAGCCUUAUGUCAGCAUCACCAAGAAGAGGCAGAUGCCUAAAGAUGGACAUUCAGAAGAAGUUGAGAAGGAAGUGGGCCAGGCUGAAGGCAAACUGUUUACACAUAGAUCUGCAUUCAGCAGGGCAUCUGUGAUCCAGGCUUUCCUCGGCUCAGCGCCUCAGCUGACACUUCAGCUGUAUAUAUGUGUCCUGCAGCAGGAGAUCACAGCAGCUAGAAGCAUCUUCAUGGUCCUUUCUCUGCUGUCGAUUGUAUAUGGUGCAUUACGCUGCAACAUCCUCGCCAUUAAGAUUAAGUAUGAUGAUUAUGACAUCAGCGUGAAAGCUGCAGCCUACCUCUGCAUAUUCCUCUGGAGAAGCUUUGAGAUUGCCACCCGGGUUGUAGUCCUGGUCCUUUUCAGUUCUGUGCUUCAAAUCUGGGUCCUGCCUGUGGUGCUCCUGAAUUUCUUUGGCUUUUUCUUUUACCCCUGGAUUCUCUUUUGGCAAAGCAAGUCCCCUUUCCCUGAAAACAUAGAGAAGGCUUUGACCAGGGUGGGCACGACCAUUGUACUGUGCCUCCUCACCUUCUUGUAUGCUGGUAUUAACAUGUUCUGCUGGUCAGCAGUGCAGCUGAAGCUAAAUGAUCCUGACUUAAUUAACAAAUCCCAAAAUUGGUACCGACUGGCUGUAUAUUAUAUGCUAAGGUUCAUUGAGAAUUCCUUCCUCCUCCUGCUGUGGUAUGUCUAUAAAACAGACGUCUACCUGUACGUGUGUGCCCCUUUAUUAGUCUUGCAGCUGCUGAUUGGCUAUUGCAUGGCCAUCCUGUUCAUGCUGGUGUUCUACCAGUUCUGCCACCCAUGCAAAAAGCUCUUCUCAUCCAGUAUUUCAGAAGGUUUGCUGUCGUGUUUCAAGUACCUCUGCUUUGCUUGCAAACCGCCUAAGGCCGCCACGCCUGUGGAUAAGGCAGACUUGAAAUCACCGGAUGGUAUUGGUGAUGAUGCACAGGCCAGUUAUAAGACAAAUGAGUCUCAGAAUGGGAAUCCGCAUCAGAGUGUUUCUUCCAAUGCGUAA
This is a messenger RNA of Terrapene triunguis (Three-toed box turtle), 1275 nucleotides long. RefSeq names its product membrane transport protein XK. Lineage: Eukaryota; Metazoa; Chordata; Testudines; Emydidae. Gene Ontology annotation, cellular component: membrane. The record is from RefSeq and is a predicted model, not a curated record. The transcript has 3 exons. The coding region runs from base 1 to 1275 and encodes 424 amino acids.